Molecule: messenger RNA, 1320 nt
Organism: Caenorhabditis briggsae
Lineage: Eukaryota; Metazoa; Nematoda; Chromadorea; Rhabditida; Rhabditidae
Exons: 5
Coding region: 1-1320 (439 amino acids)
Biological process (GO): protein dephosphorylation
Molecular function (GO): protein tyrosine phosphatase activity
Source: RefSeq, a predicted model, not a curated record
AUGUCCUCAAAAGAUAAGAAAACAAAGAAACACCAUCACCAUAAUGCAAAAGGAUCGGUUGUUCCACCGAAGAAAUCAAAGAAUAAGCAUGAUAGGAAGAAGAAGGGAACCAGAAGAGAAAAGUCUAGUACUAAACACCGAAUCAAGAAAGUUCCUGAAGUAUCAUCCGAUGGAAACCCAUUCCUUCCAAAUAUCACUGUUUCGGAUACUUGUGUCAAUUUUUUCACCGAACAACCCUCAACACCAACAAAAGCAGUCACAGUGAGACCAGAGAAGGCGUUGACUCCGAUGGCAGCAUCCCCAACUCCAACUGCUGCUCCAAUCGUGGAACCAGUUCUUGUACAACCUCCACCUACUCCUCUCAUUCCUACACAAACUGUCGUCACAAAUGUGAAAUGGAAAGCUGAGGAUGUCGCAUUGGGAUAUAUUGAGAAACUGGAUGCCACAAUGGCUCGCCUUGAGUUCAUUGAGGCUUGCUCCGCGACGAAACCAUCGGUUGAAAAAGACUGUCUCAUUUGGAAGAAGAAUCUUCAGAAGAACCAAUCGGAUGCAUAUCCGGUUCUGGAUGCAACGAUGGUGAAGCUAGCGAAUGAGCCCGAUGCGUAUAUCAACAUGUCGUCCAUCACUGUUCCACACUGUCGUUAUCCAAUUCUGAUGGCUCAAAUGCCCAAGAGAGGAUGUGAGGAAGAGUUUUGGAAGGCGUGUUUCAAUGAAUCUGUAGUCAUGGUGUACAUUUUGAUGGGUCCUGAAGAUGAGAAAAAUGAUUUCUUCCCGACAACAUCAGGUGCCUAUGUUUACUAUGGAGCAAUGUUUGUCAACAUUCGAAAGGUCGAGAAAAUGGAUGCAGAACGCACAAUGUACACGAUUGAAGUUCUUCCAAACGGUUUUUCAAAUUCGGUGAUCAUGAAUGUCUACGUUCACACGGGUUGGGAACCAUACGGAGUGCCUCUCAAAUAUGCAAACACGACUCGUUCGGUGAUUGAUGUCAUGAAUUUUGUAAAGACGUCAAAUGGAGGAGAUAAACUGUUGAUUGUGUCGAAGAACGGAUGUGGUCGUGCUGGAUUCUUCCUCUCCCUUGGAGCUGCAUUUUGUUGUCUGAACGAUUGUUCGGAGCCACGAAUUGUGGAAAUCGUGAAAGCGAUUAGGAUGCAGAGACCAAAUGCAGUUGAAACUUUGAAACAGUAUGCUUCUUUGUACCUCUGUCUUCUGUACUACAUUAAGAAGAAAAUCUCGAUCCCAGAGAGUCUGAAACAGAAGGUGGAGGAUGUGACGAAAGGAUUGGAAGGUCUCAUUCGUGAAGACUUGUCAAUCUUGUACUGA